Molecule: messenger RNA, 2955 nt
Organism: Closterium sp. Naga37s-1
Lineage: Eukaryota; Viridiplantae; Streptophyta; Zygnematophyceae; Desmidiales; Closteriaceae
Source: the annotation of a GenBank genome assembly
AUGGCCGCGGCUCCAGAUGACGACUUCCCUCCGCUAGUUGCGCAAGAAGCUGUAGCGCCAUCCGAGCUCCCCAACCCGGAACCCGCUUGGGGGGCGCCCCGCGCAGUGUCCCUGCGCGAAUCCCUCCGCGAAUCCGCGGAAGCGGAUCAAGGCGGAUCCGGAAGCUCCGCCGCGUUCUCGCACGGAGCCAAUUCGGUCUCGAGCGGAGCUGACGUGGCAUCAGGCGGGAAACCCGCCAGCGGGUCUAGCGCGGACGCUGCCCCGCGCGGGCAGAUACCCUCCGCGUCCGGCGCCGCCACUGCCGGAGCGGUUCAGUGUCUUGUAGUGGACGCGAAUGUUCUUAUAUCGGGGACGACCUCGUUGCAGAAAUUUGCCAGCGAGGCGGAGAUUGUGACUAUACGCGAGGUGUUGGCGGAGGUUCGGGAUCGCACCGCGCGGCAGCAGUUGUCCGUCCUCCCUUUCGAUAUCAAAUGUCGAGAGCCCAGUGAUGAGGCGAUUAAGGAGGUACUCCGCUUCGCGCGCGCCACGGGUGACGUGGGCACUCUAUCCGCCGUCGAUUCCAAGCUGCUCGCGCUCGCAGUGAUGGAGGAGAUUCGAUCUCACGGCCGCGUGAAUCUCCGCGCCGCCCCCGCCCGCCCAGUCUUCCAGAAGAGGACAAACGUCGCGAUGCGCCAGGCGCUGCCCGGGUGGGGGGCGGAAAACGUGGCGAAUCCGGACGAGUGGGCGGGGAUCGACGCGGUCGCGGACGAUGGGGGGAGGGGGAAGGGGAAGGGGGUAGGUUCGCGGAUUCUAGGGGUGAGGGUUUUGGGGGAGGGGGAUGAGAACGCGGAAGGUGAAGAAAAGGGGGAGGAGGCGGGGGAGGAGCCGGGUGCGGGGGAGGCGGAGACUGGCGGGAACGGGGGCGCGGAAAGUGUGGAGGCGGAGCUUCAGCAGAUGAACCUGGGCGGAAAUGGGGAAGCAGCGGAAGGGGGGGAAGGAGCGGAAGAUGAGGCGCGGAAGGGUGGAGGAGGCGGGGAAGCGGAGCAGGCGGGGGAAAUGCCCGGGUGGGGGACAGUUGGGUGGGGAAGGGGGAGAGGCGGGGGAAGAGGGAGAGGGGGACGCAGAUGGGCGCCUCGGGAAAUAAAGCCGGUCGUAGCUGAAGAGCGGUUCGAGGGAAAAUUAGUAGUGGCUGGGGUAGAUGCCUCUAAGCGAGGAGAGCCGGCUGACGUGGCGGGAGGGCAUGCUGAGUCAGCAGGGCGAACAGCAGGAGAGGAGGGAGAGGGAGAGGGGGGAGCGGGUGAGGAGGAGGACGAGCGGGAAUGGGAGGCGGCGAGGGGGAAGAGCGGGCGGCGGAGGUGGAAGCGCAGGGCGGGGAAGCGCGCGGCCAUGGAGGAGCUGGCGCGGAUUGCGCAGGAGCAGGCGCAGCGCGCAGCCGCGCUGGCGGGGGGGACGGGCGCAAUGGGGGGUGAUGGUGGCGGGGAGGAGGGGAAGGGCGGGGAAGAGGAGAGAAAGGAUGGGGAGGAAGGGGGGAAUGUUGGGGAUGAGGAGAAGCAGAGCGGCGGUGCGGGUGAUAGUGAUGUGGGGGGAGAGGAGGACAAGGAGGGGCAAGGGAAAGGUGGGGAAGUGAAUGAGGCAGAAGGGGAAGGGGAGGAAGAGGAGGGAAGUGGAGAAGAGGAGGGAGAGGAAGAGGAGGGAGAGGAAGAGGAAGGAGAGGAGCAGGGAGGAGAGGAGGGAGAGGAGGACGGAGAGGAGGAGGGGAGUUUGGACGGCGGCAGUGAAGCAGCGUCCACGUCAUCAUCAUCGUUAUCCACGUCAGCAGUGGCCCUGAUGACGUCAGACUACGCCAUGCAGAACGUGGCACUUCAGAUGGGCCUGCGCCUCCUCUCCGCCCAAUCAGGGAUGCGCAUCGCCCAGGUGCACAGGUGGGUGCAGCGCUGCUCUGCGUGCUCUGCUGUCACGCCUGACAUGACGCGUGUCUUCUGCCCUGACUGCGGCAACGGCACCACACUCAACAAGGUCACAGUAACGGUGGGAGUGGAUGGCGUGGUGCAUGCGGGCGUGCGCAAGCGGCACAACAUUCGAGGCAGCAAGAGUCCGCCCAUUGGCGUUCUGCCGCCUGGCUCUUCUACCCAUGCUCAUUUCUACCCCGCGUCCCAUCCGCAGUUCUCCCUGCCCAUGCCGAAAGGAGGCAGGGCAGGAGCAGCCAAGGACCCUGUCUUGAGGGAAGAUCAACUCCUGCCCAAAAACGGUCGGCGGCGAUUCACCAAGAAGAAGGGCAAGCCAACCGACUUCUCCCUGCCCAUGCCCAAGGGGGGCAGGGCAGGAGCAGCCAAGGACCCCGUUCUCAGAGAAGACCAGCUCCUCCCUAAAAACGGCCGGCGGCGUGCUGGCACCUGGCUCACCAAGAAGAAAGGAAAGCCCACCGACUUCUCCCUGCCCAUGCCCAAGGGAGGCAGGACAGGAGCGGCCAAGGACCCUGUCUUGAGGGAAGACCAGCUCCUGCCCAAAAACGGCCGGCGGCGAUUCACCAAGAAGAAAAGCAAACCCACCGACGUGCUGGCACCAGACUCACUCUUUGACCCGCAUUCGCCUCACUCUAUCACCCAUGAUCCUGUUUCUUCCACUCCAUACCCUACCCUGUUCCUUUCUCCCUGUGUUCUGCAGUUCUCCCUGCCAAUGCCCAAGGGGGGCAGGACAGGAGCAGCCAAGGACCCUGUCUUGAGGGAAGACCAGCUCCUCCCUAAAAACGGCCGGCGGCGAUUCACCAAGAAGAAGGGCAAACCCACUGACGUGCUGGCACCUGAUUUCGUGACGUUCUUUGAUGAGGUGGGCGAGGGGAAGGCGGGGGGAGGGGGGGCGGUGAACAGCCGAGCGGUGGUGGCUACGAUUGCGGCUGGCGGGGAUACAAGGAGAAUGGCUGUGGCUCUGGGGUUGAAGGUUAACUCGAACAGGGUGAAGAGAGGAGGGAAGAAGUGA